AUUUGUUCUAUUUUAUUUAUAACUACGUGACUUUACCGAAAGAACCGAAUAGUAUUAGCCUCGUGUUAUUUAUUAAAAUAUUCAGGAAGAUUCUACCGUCUUCCAGAAUACCUCUACCGUCCGUCUCCCUUUGACGUCUUCAGAAAUUGUCGCUGGAGCAGUGAAGGCCAACUUUAGAACACGCAGAGUGGGCUGGCGGUCGCGUCUUUUGGGCCACCCCCUGCAAACUCUGGCCGUGAUGAACCACGGCGGGGAGCUCGGGGUGCCGUGUGACGGGCAGGAGUGGGGGGGCACCUCGGAGGACGAGGCGGAGUGGAGAGAAAACAUCACCAACACCCCACGUGCAAAGUCUCUCCCGAGAUCCAUGGCCACCAACUUAGGAAGUAGAGUCAUCAUCCACGUGGACAUGGAUUGCUUCUAUGCCCAAGUGGAAAUGAUCCGGAAUCCAGAACUGAGAGACAAACCACUCGGGAUCCAGCAGAAGUACCUGCUGGUGACGUGUAACUAUGUGGCGCGGGCGAUGGGUGUCUGCAAGAUGAUGAGCGUGAAGGCGGCACAGAUGAAGUGCCCCGGGCUGGUGCUGGUGAGCGGAGAGGACCUCACGCACUACCGUGAGAUGUCCUACCAGGUGACGGAGCUGCUGGAGCGCUUCAGCCCGCUGGUGGAAAGGCUGGGAUUCGAUGAGAAUUACGUGGACGUCACUGAGCUGGUGCACAGGCGGCUGGGACGAGGGGCGACCUGCCAGGAGCCCCCCCGAGUGGAGGGACACGUCUACGAUGACUUGAGCCUGGACGCGAGCAUUCCCCACCACGUGCAGCUGGCCAUGGGCUCAGUGCUGGCAGCCGAGAUACGGGGUUGCCUCUUGUCCGGGCUGGGCCUGACGAGCUGUGCGGGGAUCGCCCACAACAAGCUGGCGGCCAAGUUGGUAGGGUCGGCACACAAGCCGAACCAGCAGACCGUCCUGCUGCCCGAGGGCAUGGCAAGCCUCCUCGGGCACCUCACCCACCCCAAGCAGCUGACAGGCAUUGGCUACAGAACCAGUCAGAAGCUGGAAGCUAUGGGUGUCGGCAGCAUGGAGGCGCUACGCUCAUGUCCCGUCGAGGUGCUGGAGAAAGCGCUGGGCUCCUCCACAGCCACCUUUGUGAAGAAUCUCAGCUGUGGGGAGGACAACUCUCCUGUGCUGCCCACUGGUCCCCCACAGUCUUUGAGCGAUGAGGACUCCUUCCAAAAGGCCUCCACAAAGGAGGAGGUUGUGGAAAAGAUGAGAGAGCUUCUAGGCAACCUGCUGCCAAGGCUACGGAAGGAUGGGCGCGUUCCUGGGACGGUCAGGCUCAGCCUCCGCCGCUUCACACCGGGGAUUGAGCGCUACUUCAUCCGAGAGAGCCGCCAGUGUCCCGUACCGGCCCACCUCUUCCUCCGCUUCCACGCAGGAGAUGUCUUGGAAGUUAUAGAGCCCCUUCUGGAAGUGCUGAUUAAGCUUUUCCACAAGAUGAUUGAUGUGGCAAAGCCAUUCCACCUGACUCUCUUGAACAUCUGCUUCUCCAAGCUGGGUGCGGCAGCAAUCAAGUCCGUUUGUAGUAAAUCCAUCGGAGAUUUCUUCACCUCAGGAGUAAACAGCCUCAGUCAGGCUGCAUCUACUAGUGAUGUAAAGCUCCGUGUUCCUGCAGUUAGUCUUGCACAAAAAGAUGACGAACCUCGGGUGAAGAGAACUCAUAAUCGUGUGCCCAAAACUUCUGGUCACAGUCGACCCAACAAAAGGCAAAAGACUCUACGUGAUAUCUUUCAAGAGAGCUCUGCGAGUAGAGCGGCAGGAGCAGCUUGGACUUCUUCAUCCACCCCAACAAAGGCCAGCACUGCAGCGAACACCCAGGUCAGUGAGCCGGACCUCCCUCCCGAGAUAGACGCAAGCGUCUUCCACGCCCUGCCGUCCAACAUACGGAGAGAAGUCCUCGCCGACUUGCAGCGUUCUGUCUCAGAAAGCAGCACAAACGACGCACAAACAGCACAGCAGUUGGACGUGACUGCCAAAAGAGUAAAUUUACCUAACAUGGCAGCAAGCACAGCUGACAUAAAUUUCGAAACGGAGCAUUUGGGCUCAGACAAAGACUUAACAAUUGCAGAAACUACAUUUGGAGUCGCGAUGAGUACCCGCAGUGUUUUGGCAGUUUCAUCCACAAACGAUCAACACACUGGGGAAUCUCAUGAACUGUCUGAUAGUGAAGCACGCAGUCCGUCUGAGCGGUCACGUGCAGUGGAACUCCUGGAGUUGAGCUCGCUGCCUGCAGACGUGGACCCACAGGUAUUCACCCAGCUUCCCGCCGAGCUGCAGGAGGAGCUGUUUGCAUCAUGGAGGGGUCCGGCUAUUUCCACGCAACCCGGUUGUCAAAAGAGUGGUGAGACAGGAGCAGCGAUAGUGGGCGGCUUGCAGAGCCCGCAGGGCAUUCUGAAAUAUUUUAAAAGGGCAUGAGUUGUCCGUGUUAAACCCGGCACGUGUUAUGGCUAGGUCUGUGCAUGCUUGGCUUGUAAAUACUACACUGUGACUAUAGAGUUUAUGUGUGCGUAUCAAGUUAAUCACAUUGUCUAGCACUGGAAUGGAUAUCAAGAGGUAGGCAACCAUAGAGAAAACUGAAGCCAGAUAAUGGGAUACUUUAAGAAUGGACUAUAAAUGUUGGGGGUAUAUUGUAUAAAAGUUGAGGUAUCUGGCAAGAGAUUAAUUGCAAAAUUUGGUGCCGUCAACAACACUGGCUAUGAUGAUCUCAUGACACUGCCCAAUCAGCCACGUCCUCUUUACGUUUUGCAAAUUCUGUGAUGUCUCAGAGAAAAUAUUGCAAAUAUUGAAGGCUUAGUUUAAAUUAUGGCAAGAGAAACAUACAAAAACUUCCCAGAGAUGUCUUGCCAACCAAGGCAGUCGAUACCAGGACUGAUUACAGCCAUAAAGUGGAUUUUCAAUACUUUUUGGUUCUUUCGGUAAAGUCACGUAGGUAUAAAAUAAAAUAAAUCACGACGUUUCGGGUGCAACACAAGCGUCCGUCAUCAGGUGGGAAAGCAAGGCCUGCUGCUGAUGCAUGCUGCAUCAGCAGCAGGCCAUGCAUCAGCAGCAAGCCAUGCUGCUGAUGCAUGCUGCAUCAGCAGCAGGCCAUGCAUCAGCAGCAAGCCAUGCAUCAGCAUGCUGCAUCAGCAUGCUGCAUCAGCAGCAGGCCAUGCUUUCCCACCUGAUGACGGACGCUUGUGUUGCGCCCGAAACGUGAUUUAUUUUAUUUUAUACCUACGUGACUUUACCGAAAGAUCCAAAGAGUAUGGAUUCCUGCAGUCACGAAAGCUUCAAAUCAAGAUUGGAUUUCCAAUGCCUAAUUGAAUGUGGAAUUAGCAGAUGGCACCGCAGCAAAAUCCAUUAUACUGUACUAUGGUUCAACAGCCAUGCUCCCGACCUUUACUAACAACCGCAAUCGCCACUAAGUGGCAGUGGCAUCACCAUGGCGCUUUUGCCAGACUAGGUGCACCUUCAUGCCACGUGAUGUCAAAGGCUUUCUGGCAGGACACGGGACAGACCCAGGUUCCAUGGGUUGACAGAUGCACCACCCGCGCUGAUCCAGCUGCCCAGGAGCACCUUUCACGAGCCUGCUCCAGACGUCGAUCUUGACACCUUUACGUUUAGCUGCCUCAGUUCAGCCAAACGGAAGCUGCUUGGGCAUGUGGUGGCUGGGCAUGCGGACGACAUGAUACAGCCAUCGCACUAACCAGCGUGCUGAAGUCAAGUCAAAUAACCCUCAUGACACACAUGGUGUGGGGAAGCCCUCAUCCAGCAGUGGAUUGACAAAAGGGCUGUACAUGCACAUGGGUUCUCUACUUCUAAAAGCGCUAUAUAAAGCUCAUUAAUCUUUAUUUGAAGUGUUUGUGACUGCAGCAAUCCAUACUCUGGUUAUUUCGGUAAAAUCACAGAGGUAGAAAAAUAAAAUAACCAAAGAGUAAAGCUCAUUAGGCUAAGAAACCCAUUGACAGUGACUCAACAGUAUGAUCGUGCAGUUUUAUGUACUUGUCACUGUUCUGUCUUGCCUGUAAUUACCAGUUGCCAUUAGUCGUUUGUAAAAAUAAUCAAGUUUAAGUGCCUUCAGUACUUUAUGUUAUACUUAAUACUGUAUUUUUGCUAUUUGAUGCCUUUGUCAUGUUACUUGCUUUAUAAUAAAUCUGACAAUGCCUGCUGCACAUAACCAA
This is a messenger RNA of Petromyzon marinus (sea lamprey), 4212 nucleotides long. It is a transcript of the gene POLI, whose product is annotated as DNA polymerase iota. Gene Ontology annotation, molecular function: damaged DNA binding; DNA-directed DNA polymerase activity. The record is from RefSeq and is a predicted model, not a curated record. Gene Ontology annotation, biological process: translesion synthesis. NCBI's taxonomy places the organism in Eukaryota, Metazoa, Chordata, Hyperoartia, Petromyzontiformes, Petromyzontidae.